AAAUGCAGCCUCGUUUUCAAUUUGGACCUAGCAGUCAUUAAUGUCAACUUCUUCUUGUGUUUUGAAUGGUGUCUCAUGUUGAUACUCUACAUCACAUUGAAAGCAAAUGGCAAUCAAAGUCAGUGAAAAGUCGGAAGCACAAAACUGUACAACAUUUGAAUACAACAAAUGUUAAGAAGAAAUUGACUGUGAUUUUUUUCAUUACAACUAACCAUAAGUAUGCAUCCUGUGAUGGAAUGUGUCCUUGGUGGGCUUAGUACUAGCUGUGCUUGUUUCUUUUCCAAUCCCCUGGAAGUUAUUAAGACACGUAUGCAGCUUCAAGGUGAGCUGCAAGGCAGAGGCACAUACAAGGUGCAUUACCGGAAUGUCUUUCAUGCAUUUUACACAGUAGGAAAAGUUGAUGGUCUAGCUGCACUGCAAAAGGGCCUUGUCCCAGGCUUGUACUACCAGGUGGUCAUGAAUGGUCUUCGGCUUGGUUGUUACCAGAUUAUGACUAAUGCAGGACUGACAAAGAAUCCUGAUGGUUCAUUGAAUUAUAUACACUGCAUAUUAGCUGGGGCAACCUCUGGAUGUAUUGGUGCAUUCUUUGGAAGUCCAAUGUACAUGAUGAAAACACAACUACAAGCAGAAGCAAGUAAUACAAUUGCCGUUGGAACACAGCAUCACCACAAAGGUUUCUUAAAUGCAUUACGCACAGUUGUAGCGAAGCAUGGAAUUCUGGGAUUGUGGCGUGGUGUAACGGGUGCCAUGCCAAGGGUUACAAUAGGGUCUGCAGCGCAGUUAUCUUCGUUUUCGAAAGCAAAAGAAGAGAUUGUUAACCGUAAGAUUUUCAAAGAGAACAGCAUUUUCAUCCCAUUGUCAGCAAGCAUGAUUGGCAGCUUAUUCGUUGUUGUUGCCAUGACUCCGUUUGAUGUUGUAAGCACACGACUGUACAACCAAGCUGUUACUGCCGAUGGGCGUGGUCUUUUGUAUUCUGGUUUCAUCGAUUGCCUUUAUAAGAUUUUUAGAAAAGAAGGUUUGAUUGGGUUUUAUAAAGGAAUUGGAGCAUCAUAUUUCAGGCUAGGACCUCAUACAAUUCUAAGUCUUGUAUUUUGGGAUAAGCUGCGUAGCUUCUAUAUUUCAAAUUUUUAAAAAGAGAGCUGAUAUCAAUAUUUUUAAUCAGAAUUGUAAUAUGAUUGUGUAAUUAAUCAAUAAGGCAUAUUUUGUAAUAAUUUAUGUUGUCUCUAUUUUCCAACGAUAAGUUGAAAAGCCAAAAGUUGAAUUGUGAAAGUUCAUUGUAAUAAGAAUCAAGAUAGUCUUCCUUUAUAUAUUCAUAUUAUCUAGACCUAGAUAAAUUUCGAAAACAGCAAACAAGGCACGAUAGGUUUUCAGAUCUAGCUGUGCUUAACAAUGUUUUGAGAGACGUGUUUUUGGAACUUUUGAAACUGAAUGCAUGGAAAUUUUUAAACUUUUAUAUGAAAUAUAUGAAAUGUAAAAUAAUGCCUCUUCUGUUAAUGUGUGAAAAACGAAAUUUGCUCGUACUAUUAUGCAAUCCAAACUCUAUUGAUAUUUUUAUUGUAAGUUGUGUUUUGAACAUUUACCUCAGGCGUCGUUUUUUGUUUAUGUUGCGCCAUUUUGACGUAUCUAUCUGGGUCAUGUUACAAUAUAUAUUUUGAUAUUUGUUGCUUCACAUUUCCCUAUGAUCAACGAAAACGAAUGAAAUUGAUAAUGUCGUGCCCCAUGUUAGAUGCACAUUGCUGCUUCUGGCUUCAGUGUUUUCACAAUUUCGAAGAUGUUGUGAGCUUUGGUUUACUGUCAAUCAUUAAGUAGGCCCGGGAAUUUUUCAAUUUUUUAACGGCGCUCGCUCGAAGUGGGUGCUAAUUUGAUGACCGUAAGUAUUUGUAAAAGUUGGAAUAGAAUGCAGGAGACCAUGAGGCCCAAUGUCUGCAUUUGGUCAAGUCUGCACUCGAAAAGAUUGUCAAAUAUGUACAAUUAUACUUAAGACACCUAAAGCCUUGAUAAACCUAAUUAUGCUUGGGACGAGUUUAAACAACAUUGGUCCUGCCAUGGAACGGAUAUUAUUUGAAAUAUUAAAACCAACGAUGUGUUUCUCUUCAUUAUCACUAAAUCUAUGCUAUAAAGCCUUCACAGUGUUCAAUUAUUCUACGCUCUUUAUCACUUAUUCUAAACUAAAUCUUCUCGAUUUUCUCCUUCUACCAAAGAGAUUUAAAUUUUACAAAGGAUUACAAAGGAAGUCUCAACAUGGGGUUUGAAGAGAAGUGUCUUUUUAAAACUGUUUUUCCAAAUCUUUUUUCUAUGCCUUCCCUACUUACAGAUCGUACAAGAUACAUUUUUAAACUAGCAGAAUCUUCCUGCUGUUAUACAGUUUGUCCUUUUGUUUAAUCUAUCUAUCAAAAACACUUUCACCUCCUGUUUCAACCUGUAACCUUUGCGCAUAUCGUUCCUUGCAGGCAGUGCUUGCUACGUGCCAUGUCUUUGGGUGAACGCAGUAGUAUCCCUAAGCUGUCAAUAUAGGUUCUUCCUUUAAUGAAAGAAUCUCAAAUAACUGAUUAGUUUUUUGUUGAAUAACAAGCAUAUUCCUUAUUUUCUUAAGCAAUGUUGAUGUUUAUAUCAGAGCCUUUGCAAAUUGCAAUAAGGUUUUUUCAAAUGCCUUGAUUUUCAUUCUCAUCAUUCUUUGAUGAUAGCAGAAUCUUCCGGUCAGUCAUGACUGACGUCGAGCUGGAUCCAUGGUUGAACGAAUCUUGUCUCAAACCUUUUCAAAGCCGAAAACGGGCGCUCUGGAGAAGGGAGGCUUAUAGGUGAGAAAACUGUAAUUGCAUAAGCUCGGCACAAUGCUUAAUAUGCAUCAAGAAGAUAUGCAAGAGCAUCGAUGAACGAGGACAUUUUUUCGACAUACUUUUGUGUUGGCCUGUCCUUUCUGGUUAAUGGGACUGAAAAAUUGUCUGUUUAAGCCUUGAGCAAGCGCUCUCGAAAUUUCACCUGACAACGCUCGACGAUUUGUCGACUCGAAUGGACUUUCUAUUGUAUUAGGUCCUGUGGAGCUUUGUAGAGAGCGUUAGGCCACCUUCUCGAUUUUCUUCUCGACCGUUACGAAUUAUCGCACGUGCAUUUUGCUACAUACAAAGUUUACCCGCCAAAGCUGAUUUUAUUAGUGGUCCCCUCAGGUUUCUCUCAUUAGGUUUGCUUAUAUUUUUAAAUGGAAAGCUGCAGCUAUUUCGACCGUAUUUUUGAUUGAAAUUUAGAUCGCAAUGUCUAUAAACUAGGUCCGAUUGAAAGCAACGAUAAGAAUAAAUUCGAAAUGAUCUUGACCAUGAAGCCAAGAAAUUUAAAUCAUGUUUCAAACAGAAAAAGAAACUGGGCGUAAACAGGCAAGAGGCAAGAAUGAUAAUGUCCACCGUGUCAAGAUGUGAUUGCCUAAUAUACUUGUAACACCAUGCAGGAUAUACCUGCUUAAGAAAUUCUGAAAUAAAAGGUAGGUUUGAUGCCAGCCUUGCUUAGGAAUUUAUGACUAUAUUUUCACCA
Molecule: messenger RNA, 3522 nt
Organism: Rhopilema esculentum
Lineage: Eukaryota; Metazoa; Cnidaria; Scyphozoa; Rhizostomeae; Rhizostomatidae
Product: solute carrier family 25 member 35
Source: RefSeq, a predicted model, not a curated record